UUUAAAGGUCUGGGUGGGAGGAAAGGACUUUCCUUCUGUGAAGAGUCAUAGAUCUGUGAAGUAAUCUUAAAACUGUUGGGAAUCAAGGAGAGAGAUCUCAGUCCAUCUUGAGUUUCUAGGGGCUCCCAGAACUUCCAGGCUAUUCCCAUUUCUGGGCCCCUCUGCUUGAGAUGCGGGAAGGGAGGAAGCUGCUGGGAAAAGGGGGAAGUAUGCCUUCCUUUGGAGUGUUGGAACUGCAAGGCAUUAGCUCCCCUCCCUUUGCCCCUAACACCUCUAUUCUCACCACUCCUUCGGCCUUUCUCUGUCCUCAGGGCCCAGGACUGGUGGCAUCUCUGGGAACCGUGCCCCAAUUUAAAGCAGAGCGAGACGCCUUAGAGCCAGAGCCGGAGCCAGAGCCCCAAGGGAGCGGGAGCCGCCAUGCCGCCGGGGCCCUCGCCCCCAUCUCUGCUGCUGCUGCUGUUGCUGCUGGUGACCGGGCUGUGGGCGGCAGCCGGAGGUGGGGCUGGUGGGGCAGGAUACGCGCAAGUGAAGUACGUGCAGCCCAUGGUGAAAGGACCCGCCGGCCCCCCCUUCCGGGAGGGCAAGGGCCAAUACCUGGAACUGCCACCGCCAAUGUUGCCAAUGGACCUGAAAGGAGAACCUGGUCCACCUGGGAAGCCUGGCCCCCGGGGCCCUCCAGGCCCUCCUGGCUACCCAGGAAAGCCAGGGACAGGCAAGCCAGGCCUGCAUGGCCAGCCAGGUCCUGCUGGCCCUCCUGGCUUCUCUAGGGUGGGGAAGCCAGGUGUCCCCGGUGUCCCAGGCAAAGUGGGCAGCAAGGGGGAACCAGGUCCUAAGGGUGAGCCAGGCCUUCGGGGGGACCAAGGCCUUCGAGGACUGCCAGGGCCCCCUGGACUUCCAGGCCCAUCAGGCAUUGCUGUCACUGGCAAACCAGGCCCACAGGGUGCUCUGGGUCCACAAGGCUUUAGGGGGGAACCAGGACCCAGAGGAGAACCAGGACCUCGAGGAGAAAGGGGCCUCAAGGGUGACAAUGGGGUGGGCACACCAGGCCAGCCAGGUGUCCCAGGCAAUGGGGGUCCCCCUGGCCCUCCAGGUCCUCCGGGCCCCAUGGGUUUGGGCAAACCAGGCCUGGAUGGGAUUCCAGGUGCCCCAGGAGAUAAAGGAGCCACUGGGGCCCCUGGGGGACCAGGACAAACUGGGGAACCAGGGGCCCUGGGGCCAAGGGGACCUCCAGGACUAGAUGGCAUUGGGGUGCCUGGAGCAGUAGGUGUGCCUGGGCCCCAGGGGCCUGUGGGUGCAAAGGGGGAACCUGGGAUCAGGGGCCUUCCUGGUUUGCCAGGCCCUACAGGCUAUGGGAAGCCAGGGCUCCCAGGUCUCAAAGGAGAAAGGGGCCCAGCAGGGGUCCCUGGAGGGCUGGGUGACACAGGUGAGCCAGGAGAGGAUGGUGAGCCAGGUGAGCCAGGGCCUCAGGGCCUUACAGGCCCUCCUGGCCUUCCUGGAUCCAUGGGACUACCAGGGAGGCAUGGGCUACCAGGUCCUAAAGGGGAGGCAGGACCAAGUGGGCCUCCAGGGGUGCCUGGGAUCCGAGGAGAUCAGGGGCCAAGUGGUAUUGUGGGAAAACCUGGAGUUGUUGGAGAGAGAGGAUUACCUGGGACACAGGGACCUCCAGGGCCAAGUGGGCCCAAGGGAGAGCCAGGCAUUGUUGGGCUUCCUGGGGGGCCAGGGGCAGCAGGAGGGCUGGGACAGAAAGGGGAGGUAGGUCUCCCAGGCCAGCCUGGUCUGAGGGGACCCUCAGGGAUUCCUGGACUUCAGGGACCAUCAGGUCCCAUCGGGCCCCAGGGUCUUCCAGGCCUGAAAGGGGAGCCAGGCCUCCAAGGUCCCCCAGGGGAAGGAAGGGUGGGAGAACCAGGCUUAGCUGGACCUACAGGGCCCCCUGGCAUCCCUGGAAACCCAGGUCUCAAUGGUCCCCCAGGGCCUCCAGGGCCCCCGGGUCCACCUGGGCCCCCGGGGAGUUUGGACGAGAUGGGUAUUGCAGGGCUGCACUUGCCCAAUGGUGGGGUUGAGGGGGCAGUGCUGGGCAAUGGCAGAGGGGCCAAGCCCCAGUCUGGCCUUGGGGAACUUUCAGUCGGCGUUGCCCCAGCCUUUACUGCUGUGCUCACUUCACCCUUCCCAGCUUCAGGGAUGCCAGUCAAGUUUGACCGGACAUUGUACAAUGGCCACAGUGGUUACAACCCUGCCACAGGCAUCUUCACUUGCCCCAUUGGUGGUGUCUAUUACUUUGCUUACCACGUGCAUGUCAAGGGCACCAGCGUCUGGGUGGCUCUCUAUAAGAACAAUGUUCCUGCCACCUACACUUAUGAUGAGUACAAGAAAGGCUACCUGGACCAGGCGUCAGGAGGGGCUGUGCUGGAGCUGCGCACUAAUGACCAGGUGUGGGUGCAGAUGCCCUCAGACCAAGCCAACGGCCUCUAUUCCACCGAGUACAUCCACUCGUCCUUCUCUGGCUUCUUGCUCUGCCCCACAUAACAGGCCAGGGACCCACGGCCACCAACUACCCCUCCCACACCCAUCUUUAGUAGUAGUGUUAUUUUUUAAUUAAAAGCAAAGGACCAGAUGGUUAGAGAAGACACUGGGAGAUGGCAGUGGCUAGAGGAGACCUGCUUUCUUCUUCCGAUUGUUUCUGAAAGAGACUGAUCCUUGAGGAGGCUUUGC
Molecule: messenger RNA, 2709 nt
Organism: Gracilinanus agilis (Agile Gracile Mouse Opossum)
Lineage: Eukaryota; Metazoa; Chordata; Mammalia; Didelphimorphia; Didelphidae
Gene: COL8A2
Product: collagen type VIII alpha 2 chain
Exons: 3
Coding region: 418-2523 (701 amino acids)
Molecular function (GO): protein binding
Source: RefSeq, a predicted model, not a curated record